This is a messenger RNA of Filobasidium floriforme, 1811 nucleotides long. RefSeq lists its product as uncharacterized. The record is from RefSeq and is a predicted model, not a curated record. NCBI's taxonomy places the organism in Eukaryota, Fungi, Basidiomycota, Tremellomycetes, Filobasidiales, Filobasidiaceae. The transcript has 7 exons. Bases 105 to 1721 code for a protein of 538 amino acids.
CUCGACUGGGUACAGAGUUGUGCGACUUGCACAAAUUGCUAUCCAGACCUGGGCAGUUAUACUCCUCAUUGACCAGAUACAUCUUGCAUCGAGAUUGGCCCGCCAUGGAAACGCUCGCAGGUCUGGCACCCGCCAACCUGUUCAACCACAUCAUCGUAGUCUUUAGCAAGCCCAUCAUCAAACCUGAUGGCUCUCUCAAUCUCGUCAAAGCGGCUCUCUUUUCCUGUACACUCAGUGCGGGUGUCUCCAUCUACAGCAAAUACCGUCAACUCGCCUAUAUGAACACCCCGGCUUAUCGGCCCCCAAUCGAAACGAAGACCAAGGAAUCGAAAGAACCCUCCGAUUCGACAACCAGGGUCGAGCAGAUCAAACACAAAUUCCGAUAUGAGAUCUUACUACAGGGCAUCCAGUUGUCGACUAGCUAUGGAAUGUUACUCGGAGGACUGGACAAGCUGUGGAGUUUCGCUAGCAAUACCGCUGGAAGACUCGUUCGGUCGCCUGACAGCUUCGGAGGUCGUCUCAUCUCCAACGCCGUUUUCACCUUCGCCAUCCUCCACCUCAACUUCCUGAUAAGUGCGGCCGUACAUCGGCUCUACUCCCGCCUGACCUCGGAAGUCGACGAUUCUUACAAGAAAGAUCGGGACGUCCUGAUCACCACGUUCGCCAACGUCUGGUACAUGAAGAACAAGGAGAAGAGGGAAAGGGUACUCAAAUGGCCUGAAUGGAAGAAGAACGCCGGGACCUUCGGUCUCUUUGGUUUGGUGGUGGGUUUACCCUGUGUAGCGUUGACUGGGCUGUACGAAUGGCUAGGCCCCGGAAGGGUCGAACCUAUGGCCAUGAGCGUAGGAUUGAUCGGGAUUAGUAUCGUGACCUUGAUCAACGGCCCUAUCUUGUGGAAACGGAUCAAGGACAAAGACGCCUAUGCGAGAAAGUCUACGAAAGAUCCUAGAAAAGGAGCAGUCUGGCCGACACUUGCUGAAUGGGCUGAGAAGAAGGGACUAUCGUUCGACGUGACGGAAUUUGAAACCAAAGUCCGGGCGAUGGUCGCUAUGAGUGAUGAGCAUGCGGGCUCGGUAGAAUUGGUCGUCCGGCCUGAUAAUUGGGAAAAGGAGGACGAAGAAACCUCGGAAUCGUGGAAAGCCCUAGAAUCUCACUCGGUUGCCUAUCUUCCCGAGACAUUGUUGAUAUGCUUGAAAGAACACCAGCUAGAGUCGAGAGAUUUGACUUACAACCUGGCUCUAGUCUCCCGAGCGGUAGUCACUAGAGGCUAUAUGAAGCACUUCUACCUCGGCCAAGGUGUCGGUCUCCUAAGCGUUUCAUUUUUCGCCAUCCUCCACCAUUUCUACGCCAAGAACCCUUCGCUCUUGUUAGACGUUUUCCCCUCCCUCCCAGCCACUUCGACCAUGCACAUCCCUCUGGCAGUCUCGCUCACCAUGACCAACUACCUGACCGAGUGGACAAACGUCUUGUUGGGGCUGGAGAGACAUCAUGAACGCAUGAGCAUCUUGCGGGACGAUCGACGAGUUCAAAAGCUCUUGCCCGACGAUAAUUCCGACGGCUGGACCCAGGUCAUACGAGAAGAAGCCCGGGUGUUCUCAGAGCAGCUGAAUGGGAAGCCGGUGGACAUGGACCUGGGAACCCUCGAUGGGAUCUAUACGCUCGUCAGCGGGAGGUUGCCAUCCGAGACCGAGAGAAUCGCCGCUCUUCAGAAACAGCUAUGAUUAACCGUACCAGGUCGUGUGUUGUAUUUGUUCGACUCCAUACCACUGCUCUCGUACUUUGCCCAGUUCUAUCAACUCGAUACGUCCAGC